GUACGCAGAGUCCAUCAAAGGAUCCGAAUAGGCUAACUUCCAAAGUUCCAUUUCAGUUAGGGUUCAAUGGUAGGGUUUAAGCGUUGAACCUUUUUGUUCAUCAAAUCUCAUGUUAUGGCCAUUUUGCCAAAGGAUUCUGUGCAAGAACACCAGCGAGCAGGUACAGAAUUUACUUAAUUUAUUGCCCGCAUGAUUUUGCCAUGUGUCUUGGAGAGGGUAAUUCUAAUGAACCAAUCUCAAAGAACACCGGUAGAGCAAAAAGCCACAUUUCUGAAAGUUGAGAAGCCUGAACUUCAAGCCUCUGGAAAACACAGGAAGUUCCCCUUUACGGAAGCCUGCCUGUAUUGAGAAGAAUGAAGCUAAAGCGAGACAAAUGAAGUGCGUAUGCUGUUCGAUGAAAUGCCUGAGUGAAGAAUGGUACCUUUGCGGAGUUUAAUUAGGAUAAGUGCAUCUGGUGAUGUUUAUCAACUUUUUUAAAUCAAAUUUCGCACAGUACACUGUACGUGACUCAUUUUCCAUAUAAGUUUAUCGGUGAGUUUGGUAUGGAACUGUAUUCCUUUGAAAAGUGAUAACGUUGGGUGUUUUAUUUUUAAGAACAAAUUUAAGGACUUAGGCGGAAUAAGUGGUAAACUUUGGACUACAGUUACCAUUUCCUCAAAGUAUGAUGCGUGGACAGUUGAUAGUAUUAAGUCAUAAGGUGCUAUCAAGAACUUCAGUUUUGACACAAAGAAAGUAUGCUGUAGUGACACAGUCAUUGAAUACUUGCAACCCUGUAAAUAAAGGAUUUAUUUUGUUUCGAGAAUUUAUAUACACUUCUACACAUACCAGAAGGACAUCAGAUCCUAAUGAUCCAGCUACCUUGAUGAAGGAGGAUGGGGUCUCAGCUUGUACUAAAAUGUGGAUUGAGAAUUUUCGGGAACCGGAGAGAAAUGUGUCCAAUUUGACUGAUUAUUUGAGGAGAUUUGAGCUGUGGGUGUUGGCAUACCAGAAGGUUUGUGCGGAUGACACUGGUGCAUAUAUGUCCCGAAGCUCAAUAACAAGGUCAGCUCUAGAGGAUUUGUUGGCAUUGAGGAAUGCAGUUCUGGAUAAUAGGUUCAAGUGGGGGGCUAGGCUGGAAUUUUUUAUUAAGUCUCCUAGAGAUAAGACUGAGUAUGACUCAUUGUCUAAGAGGAAGAUCAAGGCUAUCCUGACUACCACACAGCCAGCCCCUUUCCAGGAUAGAAUUGUUCAAGAGGUGUUGUUUCUUAUGUUGGAGCCAAUUUAUGAGGCCCGGUUUUCAGAGAAGUCUUUUGCAUUUAGACCAGGAAGGACUGCACAUACCGUUUUGAGGGUGAUACGAAGGAGCUUUGCAGGUUACCUGUGGUACAUAAAAGGGGACUUGAGUACAGUGUUGGAUGGAAUGAAGGUUGGGCUUGUGAUAAGUGCCUUGAUGAGGGAUGUUAGGGACAAGAAAGUGAUUGAUUUGAUUAAGGCAGCUUUAACUACUCCAGUGAUAACUAGUAGGCCUGAGGAUGGUGAGAAGAAGAAAAAGAAGAAGAGGAAGUACCAGAAGAAGAGAGUUCUGGCAGACGACGAACCAAAACCAGAUCCAUACUGGCUGGAAACCUUCUUUGGCUUCGCACCUGAAGAAGCUGAAAAACUUCCUUCAUGGGGUCACUGUGGUAUAUUGAGUCCACUUUUGGCUAACAUUUGUCUUGAUGAAUUAGACAGAUGGAUGGAAGGUAAGAUCAAGGAAUUUUAUCGACCUUCAAAGAGUGAUGUCAUUUGGAAUAGCCCUGAAGGGGAAGUUGAACAGGGAAAUACUUCAUGGCCAGAAUUUGUUCCUACAAGUGGGCCAGAUAAGACCAGGAAAAUGGACUAUAUUCGUUUUGGUGGUCACAUUCUGAUUGGAGUAAGGGGUCCUAGGGCAGAUGCAGCAACACUGAGAAAGCAGUUGAUUGAGUUCUGUGAUCAGAAGUAUAUGCUUAAGCUUGAUAACGAGAGCCUUCCUAUUGAACACAUAACUAAAGGUAUUAUGUUUCUUGAUCAUGUCUUGUGCCGUAGAGUUGUGUAUCCCACGCUCCGAUAUACUGCUACUGGUGGCAAAAUAAUUAGUGAAAAAGGUGUUGGGACACUGUUAUCUGUUACAGCUAGCCUGAAGCAGUGCAUUAAACAAUUUAGAAAACUGAGCUUCCUUAAGGGAGAUAGAGACCCAGACCCACAGCCAUGCUUUAGAAUGUUUCAUGCUACUCAAGCCCAUACAAAUGCCCAAAUGAAUAAGUUAUUGGCUACGAUGGUUGAGUGGUAUAGAUAUGCUGACAAUAGAAAGAAGGUUGUCAAUUUCUGUGCCUAUAUCAUAAGGGGUUCCCUUGCAAAGCUCUAUGCUGCAAAAUAUAAGCUUCGGUCACGAGCUAAAGUUUUCAAGAUUGGUUCUAGAGAUCUUCGCCGUCCCCUGAAGGAGAAAAAGGGACAGUCUCCAGAGUAUCAGCAGUUACUUAGAAUGGGGUUGGUGGAGUCAAUUGAUGGGCUAUUGUAUACCCGCAUGUCCCUUGUGCCAGAAACUGAUUACACCCCCUUUCCUGUUGGGUGGAGGCCUGAUCAUGAGAAGGCAUUGGUUGAAUAUAUAAAGCUUGAUGACUCAAGAACAUUGGAGGAGCAGCGCCACUGCUUCAAAGAACAAGGCCUCAUUUCACCUCAGGACUACAUUUCAAUGCUUGUCUGGAACUACAAAAGAAAUGCUUUAGCAGUGGAUUUGCCCUCAACUAUAAAUGAUAGGAACAUGACAGAAGGGAAACAUUUGCAAUUGGACACAGGUAAUGAGGAUGACAGUCAAAAUGAUGGGAGUGAUGAAGAUAAUGAGAAAGAUUUUCAUGCUGCACAAAUGACUCUCUUAUCAAGUGCAGUUCCACCAAUGGGGCAAGGCUAAUCUGAACUUGUACCUGAGUUAGCUGAAAAUGAUUGAAAUUUUCCCGUCAACACCUCAAUGGGGACUCGUCUGGCGACUCUGUGAAUCUGUCUUCCCAUGCUGUGUCUGUCAUCGCGACACUCAGGUAUAUAUUUGUUGCAUUAGAAUCUCCAGAUUACAACUUCCCGGUGGAGUCUACAAUCGUUCGAAUGGCACCUGUAUGAAGUUCCAAGCAGUCCAUCAAAAGGGGCACUUGGUAUACUGUUGAAAGUUUUGAGUUCAGAGCUAGCUUUACUGCUAUGAUCGCUCUACUGUUGAGGUUAUAUUAUGGACUGCUCGAAGGAAGUAGCUAAAGACAGCCGACUUUUGGGUGCAUAUGUGCAAUUCGAGUUGAUCAAAGUGGCCGAUGGUCGAGCAAUGGGGGUUGGUGUUUGCGGGAGGAACUGAAAAGGAAGGCGCAGCGGGGAAGAGUAGUAGUCUUCCAUUUUGGUGGGUAGUGAAGUUGGCUUCUAUGUACUUGGUGGUGGGUAGAGAAUGGACAUACGAGAGGAAGUUUCCUAGAUGCAUGCUUAUUAUAACAUUAAGAUAAAAGUUUGGGAAAAUUGCAUUUUUUAUUGUCAUAAUUGACAUGGUAAA
Messenger RNA from Ipomoea nil (Japanese morning glory), 3520 nucleotides. RefSeq lists its product as uncharacterized. The transcript is spliced from 3 exons. Lineage: Eukaryota; Viridiplantae; Streptophyta; Magnoliopsida; Solanales; Convolvulaceae. Gene Ontology annotation, biological process: mRNA processing. The coding region runs from base 662 to 2905 and encodes 747 amino acids. The record is from RefSeq and is a predicted model, not a curated record.